AUGUGCGAUAAACUGCGGGAAUAUGUACGCAAACGAGAGGUCCCUGAUGACGUUAAAAUGCAGUUUAAAGACAGUCGACGAGGCUAUUUUUAUUUCCAAGGAGAAAAACACGAUAUCACACUGGUCGAUUUACCCACUGUCAUUGAAUCACAGAGAACGCUAGAUAAGAAGCAGUUCUACAAGAUCGCCGACAUUUCCCAGAUGCUAGUUGUUGACGGUGCGUCACGGGAAGACCAGCAGUCAUUGCAGGCCGGUGGUCGACAUAGUGCCGAUCCAUACAUGUAUCCCCACGGCUUGACGCCGCCACUGAAGCACGUACGAAAAAGACGUUUUAGGAAGAAGUUAUCCAAGAGAGCAAUUGAAGAGGUGGAACGGGAAGUUGAACGAUUAUUAGAAGUGGAUGCUACAGCAGAAGAUGUACAAUAUGAAGUAUUUGAUAACCGAGAGACAGAGAUGGAGAUGGAAUCGGACGCAGGUACACAGGACAUCGACCUUGGCAUGAGCGAUGCUGAAAGUGAAAGCGACGAAGACCUAGCGGCGGCUAUUGACCGUGAUCUGGAGAUGAUGGAGGAAGAAGAUAACGAAGAUAAUGAUGAGGAUGAUAAUGAUGAAGAUGACGAAGAAGAGGAUAGUGAAGAGGAUGAGGACGAAGAGGAAGGCGGCAAGACCGGCGAAAUAGAACAAAAACGACAAGAAAUUGCCGAAAUUAAACAAGCAAUACAGAGAAAGACAAGGGAUCUAUUAACCGCACCCAAUGCCAUGUUAAAGAAACGAUUCGAAACCACUAUUGAGAAUCUGAAGAAGGAAUUGGCGCUGAAAGAAGCCCAUCUCGCUGAAAUGAGUAAACAACAGCAACAGCAACAACAAUAA
Molecule: messenger RNA, 870 nt
Organism: Radiomyces spectabilis
Lineage: Eukaryota; Fungi; Mucoromycota; Mucoromycetes; Mucorales; Radiomycetaceae
Product: TAFII55 protein conserved region-domain-containing protein
Exons: 7
Coding region: 1-870 (289 amino acids)
Biological process (GO): transcription initiation at RNA polymerase II promoter; RNA polymerase II preinitiation complex assembly
Cellular component (GO): transcription factor TFIID complex
Molecular function (GO): RNA polymerase II general transcription initiation factor activity
Source: RefSeq, a predicted model, not a curated record